CAUUGCCGCCUAUCGUCGACAUCAUGUUCUGGCCUUAUCCGUGAGUCGAGAGGCUGCGGCUUGGGUUACGACUUCACCAUGGCAGAAGAUGGGCCCCGGACGGAGGAAAUCUUGCCCAUCGCCGCGCAAGGUGAUCUUCUCCUCCGAGUCGAGUAUGGCACCGCCGACUCGCCGGCUAUCUAUUCGUUCCGGGUCGAUUCGUCUGUACUGAAGAGCCAUUCCAAGUACUUUGAUCGCCUGCUCCAGAACGAUCGAUUCAGCGAGGGUACUGCUAUUCGCGUGCAGCAUGACCGGCUAGUGGAGCAAUAUGGUCAGCUCACAGCCGCCCCGUCUUCCGAGCUGCCCGCCAUUACAAUUGUAGACGUCGGGCGGAUCUCUGCCGUGCGGGCUAUCGAUGCGCUCGUGUCCGACUUUCUUUCAAUACUCCACGGCGACGAAAUUCAGGCCUCUCCGCCUGUUCCCAAUCUCGCCAACCUGGCGAUCGUUGCCGACAGAUUCGAUGCUUUGGACGUCGUCAAGAGCUACGUGAAGAGGAAGAAGAUACUGAGGGCGCUGGAUGGGAAGACAACGGCAAAGGUUGAUGCGGGGCUGAGUGAAGAGAAGGUCCGACAGCGCUUGCUGGUUGCCAUAUACUUUGACUACCCGCCCUGGUUGGAGAAAUACAGUGCCCGACUGAUCAUCAAGGGCUGGGUGGGGAACGAGAUGGACACAUCCAGUCCUUUGUGGUGGGACCUGCCUUCACGGGUCGAAGAGGAGCUCAUGGUCCGGCGUGACGCCGUCCUCAACACCAUACAAUCUGUUCAAGCACAUUUCUUGACGUUGUAUACGUCCCGCCAGCAGCGCUGUCGACUCGGCUACGAGAAUUCGGUACAGUGCGACUCCUUCCAGUUGGGCGAGAUGAUUCGCUUCUUUACGCGCAUUGGUACUCUUGAUCUUCAAGGGACGCUUCUACCGACGAACGAUCCGGCGGUGCCCUACACCGGAGACAUCAACACCCUGCUAGAGAGCAUGCGACAGAUUCCGGAGUAUCAAAUUGAUCGCUUCCAUACGCACUGCGGGAUUCGGACAGGCUUGCUACCCAUCCUCAGCGUGCUCGAAGCAUAUCUCCAACGGAUCGGAAUUUGUGCCGAGUGCUGGCAGGAGGGCCGGAGAGAGUACUCGUGGUUGGAGCAGAAGCCAGCGUUUAUUUGGAAAAGGCAGGAUUUACAGUCCAAGUUUCAAGGGCAUGGCAAUCGCCAUUCUGCCGUUCGGGAGCUGUUCACCGCGGCGGAGAGGCACUGGACUUGAAUGAUGAGAAUCACGCUCUGUUCCUGCCACUCUAUCGUUUAAUGUUUAUGGAUAGGUCCCUGUUGUACAGCCAUAAUACAUCCCAAACGACUCAUGCCACCGAGAAUCCGAUCACUUUGCAAUUUCGACGCCGCCCACGGCUCCGAUCACCCUGGGGAGAAUGUCAGUAAUUGUGAUGAGAUUCGGGGGGGAGGGAGGAGGGGGUACCUCUUGAUGUCGCCGUAGAUGGCGAAUUGACCAGCGGUGAGAGUACCGACCUGUGGACACAUAUGUUAGCCGUAUGCCAGAUGAGAACGCAUUCAAUGUCCCUUACCAUGACCAGACGCGCUCCCAA
This is a messenger RNA of Neohortaea acidophila, 1621 nucleotides long. RefSeq lists its product as uncharacterized. Bases 79 to 1287 code for a protein of 402 amino acids. NCBI's taxonomy places the organism in Eukaryota, Fungi, Ascomycota, Dothideomycetes, Mycosphaerellales, Teratosphaeriaceae. The transcript has a single exon. The record is from RefSeq and is a predicted model, not a curated record.